AUGCAUGUUCACUCGAUCCCCAUGUGGACCGGGAAGGGCAAUAACUAUGCCUACCUGGUCGUAGAUGAGCCCACGAAGCAAUCCGUGAUCAUCGAUCCGGCCAAUCCGCCCGAGGUUGCUCCGGUGCUGAAGUCCAUGAUCGAUAAAGGCGAGAUCCAGUUGACGUCGAUUGUGAAUACCCACCACCACUGGGACCAUGCGGGGGGCAACAAUGACAUGCUCAAACAAUUCGGCAAAAUCCCUGUCAUCGGGGGCAAGGAGUGCCAGUCAGUCACCAAGACUCCCCAACACGGCGAGGAGUUCAAGAUCGGAGAGCGCAUCUCAGUCAAGGCGCUCCACACCCCCUGCCAUACGCAGGACAGUAUCUGCUAUUAUAUGCAAGACGGGUCCCAACGAGCAGUCUUCACGGGAGACACUUUGUUCAUUGCGGGGUGCGGUCGGUUCUUCGAAGGCAAUGCGGCAGAGAUGCACAAGGCAUUGAAUGAGACUCUGGCUUCCCUGCCGGACGAUACUCGGGUCUAUCCCGGCCACGAGUAUACCAAGCAGAACGUGAAGUUCUGCAUGACCGUCUCCCAAACGGAGCCGAUCCAGAAGCUCCAGGCUUUUGCAGAGAAAAACCAACAGACCCAGGGGAAAUUUACGAUCGGAGAUGAGAAGCUUCACAAUGUGUUUAUGCGUGUCCACGACCCGGAGAUCCAGAAAGCGACGGGGAAGACGCAGCCAGUGGACGUGAUGACUGCUCUGCGGGAGAUGAAGAACUCGAUGUAG
Penicillium riverlandense is the source of this 768-nucleotide messenger RNA. RefSeq lists its product as uncharacterized. Gene Ontology annotation, molecular function: hydroxyacylglutathione hydrolase activity. The transcript is spliced from 9 exons. The record is from RefSeq and is a predicted model, not a curated record. Bases 1 to 768 code for a protein of 255 amino acids. Lineage: Eukaryota; Fungi; Ascomycota; Eurotiomycetes; Eurotiales; Aspergillaceae.